Jatropha curcas is the source of this 1083-nucleotide messenger RNA. RefSeq names its product serine/arginine-rich SC35-like splicing factor SCL33. Lineage: Eukaryota; Viridiplantae; Streptophyta; Magnoliopsida; Malpighiales; Euphorbiaceae. Gene Ontology annotation, molecular function: RNA binding. The record is from RefSeq and is a predicted model, not a curated record.
CGAGUCAUGGUAACAAAUCACUGCAAUAAGAAACUUCUCGAACUUGAGAGAAAGCGCCUUUAUCAUCGAUCAUCACCAAAGCAUUACAUCCACUUUCCGUGUUUGUUAGAGCUUAAGGAGAGCGAACGUAUUUGUCGAACUAAUCCGUAAUCUGUUUUGAUAUUGGAAAUAAUGAGGGGCAGGAGCUACAGUUACAGUCCUUCACCUCCUAGGGGUUAUGGAAGGAGACGCCGCAGUCCCAGUCCUAGAGGUCGUUAUGGAGCUCGUUCUAGGGAUCUUCCUACCAGUCUUCUGGUUCGCAAUCUUCGUCAUGACUGCAGGCCAGAAGAUCUACGUGGACCAUUUGGGCAGUUUGGUCCUCUCAAGGAUAUAUAUUUGCCUCGUGAUUAUUAUACUGGGGAGCCGCGAGGCUUUGGAUUUGUCCAAUAUGUGGAUCCAGCUGAUGCUGCAGAUGCUAAGCAUCAUAUGGAUGGUGAAAUUCUACUUGGUCGGGAGCUGACAGUUGUCUUUGCGGAGGAAAAUAGGAAGAAACCAGCAGAAAUGAGGGCAAGAGAACGUGUAAGGGGUCGGUCAUAUGACUACAGGCGGUCUCCACUUCAUUAUUCACGAUCACCUAGAUAUGGACGAAGUUAUUCUCAGAGUCCAGGCUACUAUUCCCCUUCUCCCAGGCGAAGGCACUAUUCAAGGUCUAUUUCUCCAAGAGGCAGAAGGUAUAGGGAGCGGUCUUAUUCAAGGUCUCCUUAUGCCCCAAGGAGCCGGAGUAGAACCCAAAGUAGAAGUCGGAGCCGGAGCCUAGACUACUCUAGGUAAUGGAUACAUGUAUAAGGCGGACAGCAUUAUGGACAGAGAAAAUCUCUUGGCAGGAACAUGUAUUAUUAUUAGCUGAUAGCAGUUUACCUAGAAUCAAAGAGUUGCAGUUUAGAAAUAAUGUUUACAGUUUAUGGUUAAUUCAGUUUCUGCACUGAUUGAUGUUCUUGAUUGUCUUUGCUGAUUAUCAUUUCAUCCCUCUUGAAGUAAUUAGACUAGCUUGUGUAUGAGAUUCUGUUGAUUGUGUUUUGUUGUGAAUUUGUUUAAUUGUGCUAA